Brugia malayi is the source of this 1215-nucleotide messenger RNA. RefSeq lists its product as uncharacterized. The record is from RefSeq and is a predicted model, not a curated record. Gene Ontology annotation, molecular function: rRNA binding. NCBI's taxonomy places the organism in Eukaryota, Metazoa, Nematoda, Chromadorea, Rhabditida, Onchocercidae. Gene Ontology annotation, cellular component: preribosome, large subunit precursor. Gene Ontology annotation, biological process: rRNA processing; ribosomal large subunit assembly. The coding region runs from base 1 to 1215 and encodes 404 amino acids. The transcript has 9 exons.
AUGAAGAGAAAGCAAAGUGGUAGUGCUGGUCAGUACAGCAAAAAGAAACGUCCAUUUUCAAGAAAAGCAAGGAAAAGCUAUAGUAUUACUGACUUUGAAAAGCAUGAGGAAAUGAAUCGGAAAUCAAGGGAAGAAACAGAACGGAAGUUGUUGAAAGAACCUCAUUCAAUGGUCAUUCAUAGGGGAAAAGUUGGACAGUUUGUGCGUUCUCUGGAACAGGAUGUGCGUAUUAUCAUGGAACCUUUUACUGCGUCGAAGCUUAAAGUUAUGAAACGAAACAAUCUAAAAGAUUUCAUCGUAAACGGUGCAGUUCUUGGCGUUACGCAUUUGCUUGUGUUAACUCGUGGGGAAAAUUGGAUAACGCUAAGAAUUAUUCGAUCUUGUCAGGGACCAACAUUGACCUUUCGAGUGAAAGAAUAUACAUUAGCAAGGCAUAUUAUUUCGGCAUCAAAACGCAAAAUGUAUUUUCAACGAUUAUUCACUACGGCUCCACUUGUUGUGAUGAGUGGUUUCAACUCAAAUUGCGGUCAACAUUUACGACUUGUACAGUCUUUAUUCCAGAACAUGUUCCCUACAGUAAAUGUUGAUACGGUGGAUUUGUCUACUAUUCGACGUUGUAUGCUGAUCAAUUACAAUGUUGGCGAUGAUACUCUCCAACUGCGACAUUACGCGAUCAAGGCAGUUCCUGCAGGACUAAGCAAACCGACUAAAAAGCUAAUUCAAAGCAAGAUUCCGGACUUAUCGAAAUAUAAGGAUAUCGAAGACUACUUUACAAACCCAGGUCAGAUGAGCGAAAGUGAAUAUGAGUUUGAACAGAAAGAGGUCAAAUUACCGCAACAUCUAACAACACGAGGAUGCUUGGAGGGACAAAAAACAAGCAUAAGACUUUAUGAGCUUGGUCCUCGUCUGACAUUACAAUUAACGAAAAUCGAAGAAGGUGUCGAUGAGGGCGAAGUUCUUUAUCAUUCCUACAUCGUCAAAUCUCCUAAGGAACUGAUUCAGUUAAGAAAAGAACUGCCGAAAAAAAAGAAGUUGAAAAAGAAGAUGCAAAUAAAAAAUGAACGACGAAUCAUCUGUCGCAUGAAAGCUGUAAGUGAAAGGAAAUCCAAAUUAGAGGAAUCCCUAAAGGAAGAAAAGAAGAAAUUAAUAAGAAAACAGAAAGAAAUUACUGGUGACCAAUUCGAUGAUCGAUCUACGACCCAUGCGCAUGAUUAA